Labrus mixtus (cuckoo wrasse) is the source of this 1893-nucleotide messenger RNA. RefSeq lists its product as uncharacterized. NCBI's taxonomy places the organism in Eukaryota, Metazoa, Chordata, Actinopteri, Labriformes, Labridae. Bases 179 to 1633 code for a protein of 484 amino acids. The transcript is spliced from 4 exons. The record is from RefSeq and is a predicted model, not a curated record.
UCCAGCACACACUUGACCCGACGUGCGGGAGUUAUGAGUCCUGCAGCAAAACACCGAGGUCGAACUCUGCAUCGCCGCAUGAAAUCCUUUAUCACAAAACUUUCUCCCAAUUCAACGCCUGCGCAGACACGCAGACCUCCCCUCGGCUCGGCUCGUGUUUUGUCUGUCUGAGUGAGCAAUGGAGGGGAAUCCGACGGGAGACAGCGGCGAUGUCGCGGCGACGCAUGUGAAGAUCGAAGCUGUCGACGAGAACACAUCUGCGCUGGUUCUGGGCAGCCAGGAGUCGCCUGCGCCCUGUGGAAGUACCGCAUGCAGAGGAGGAGUGGGAGGAGUGGAUCAGACUGCAGAGGAGCUGGCUGACACAGAGCUGCUUGCAGCCGCGACAACUACUCCUGUUCUGCUGUACCCCGUGGGUACAGACCGCUUCUUCACCACAGCAGGGGACGGGAAAACGUACUUGAAGAUAGCUCCAGCUUCAGCAAUGCCUCCUGUUCCUUCAGAAAAGACGCUCCCCACGGGCUCAGAUUUCUCGUCCAAAGCGGUCUUGUGUCUGAUCGAGGCCGUCGGCCGCCGCUGGGGCCUGUACGAAACCAGGGAGCGCUCUCAGCUCUUCCAAAGCGUCCAGGAGGAGAUGGCCUCCAAGGGGCACGUGCUCCCCGUGGAAAAGAUUCGACGCAAGUGGAACAACCUCAUCGUCACGUACAAGAGGGUGAAGGACCGCAGCCGGGAGACGGGCCACGCUAAGACAUCCUGGGAGUUCUUUGAUCUGAUGGAUGCCACGCUCUGUGACACGGUCGGCACUCAGAUCAACAGCAAGAGACACAAAGGCGGAAACGCUGCCUCCGCCCUACCUGCUCCCUUAGCGAAGAUAGCGGCAAAGCCCAAGUUUCCAGCGCCCGCCACCACCAUCCGCCCUAACGGGGACUUUGCUUCCGCUGAGGGUGUUGACUUGGCGGGUCAGGGAGCGAUCAGCAGUCAAAUGAUCAGUAGCACCGCUGCUGUUUCUUCAAUGACCAUAGCCACCAUUAGCCCAACACAAGCUCCCGACCUCAAGCCCCUGAUUGUCCUCAACAGCGACAUUGUCACCACAAGUGCUCACCCAGCAUCCAUUGUGCCAUCUCCGCCUUUCAUCUCUGCACCUUGCUUUACAGAGACAGCUUCUACUUCCCCUUCCCUUGGCUUGACCAGUAACACAGACCUCCACUCAUCACACUACACAUGCCGUAAAACUCAUCCUUUCCCGUCGGGUGUCAUCCCCUUUCGCCUUAGCAAUGCGCCAAUCAGCAACAACCAGAAUCUCCUCGGCCUCGCCUCCUCUUUUCCCCCUAGUGUUCCGUCUUCUCUUUCCACCUUAUCUGCAGCACCGUUGUCAGGCUCAGAAGGACAGUACCAGAAAGGAGACCAGGAGCAAUCCGGCACCACCGGGGUCCAGGAGAUCCUGAAGCGACAGGAGGAGCAGUCCUACCUGGACCGGGUGGCUCGGCGCAGAGUGGAAGCCAGAGAGAAGAGACGUGAGAGACGGGAGGUGCGGAUGGCGGAGUCGCUCGGUCGGAUAGCGACGGCCCUCGAGUUGCUCUCCUCGAAACAGGACACGGUCAUCGCCCUGCUUCAAAGACUGGCUGAUCGAAAGUGAUUGAGGAUGUAAAGCUAGAGAGAAGGGGCUCGUCUAACUGGAGAUCAUGACUUCUUUAUUCCCUGCCUUGUAGUGCACCAGCCUGAAAAACGUUUUUUGUCGUCAUGAACUCAAUGCAAAUAAUCGUGAUUAUAAUCAUAUGAACUGUUCACUUCUGUAAACCUCAAUGACUGGGCUGUUUUUAUGACAAGCUUUACAAUUGAGUGCAUUACUUUGUAAGACUAAUGAAAUCAAUAAAAACAUUCUUCUUCAACCUUCAA